This is a messenger RNA of Camelina sativa (false flax), 319 nucleotides long. RefSeq names its product putative defensin-like protein 263. The record is from RefSeq and is a predicted model, not a curated record. NCBI's taxonomy places the organism in Eukaryota, Viridiplantae, Streptophyta, Magnoliopsida, Brassicales, Brassicaceae.
UGUAGAAAGAAGACAGUCUGAAUCAUCUCUUCAUCACUUGUACCACAAAAGGUUUUGAGGUAACAAAUUUGCAAUGGAGAAAAUGUCUCUCAAGCUCGUCUUCCUGUUCUCCCUCACAGUUGUAGCAUUUUGUUUGUCUAUGGGUGACGCGAGAGAGAUGGCAGUGAACUGCAUCGGAGGAAAAUGUCUUGAAGCAUCAACAAUGGAUACUUAUGAGACCAAUGUAUCUUGCCGCAGAGAUAACGAAUGCAUCAAGUACUGUCCUAAGGGCUGCAAGAUUGUUAACUGUAAUUUUGGAACCUGUUUCUGUGAGUGUUAA